GGGCUGGGCUCCCACUGAGCCUUUCACUUGGCUUCGCUUGCUGAGGGCGGACUGUGUUACUGUCUAACAGAGUCCUGAAUGCUGAAGCUUUCCUAACUCAAUCUGUGUGGACUUUGAACAGAGGUGGAGGUCAGGAAAUUUGGAAACUCAUCAGUGAUGGAACAAGACGUCAUGAGUUUGAGUGGAGAGGACUGCUUCGAGAGCAAGUCUCCCUGCUGUUCAGAUUCAGAGGCUUUGAGUCAAGGAGACAAAGAAUAUGAUGAUAUCCUGGAACUUAACCAGUUUGAUGGACUUCCUUACUCUUCCAGGUUUUAUAAACUGCUGAAAGAGAGGAGAGAGCUCCCAGUGUGGAGAGCAAAGGGUGAAUUUAUGCUUUCUUUGGCCAAAGGACAGUUUGUAGUUCUAAGUGGCUUUGCCAAAACUGGAAGAAGCUCACAAAUUCCUCAGUGGUGUGCUGAAUUUUGCCUCUCAGUCCAGUUCCAGCAUGGUAUGGUGGUAUGCACCCAAAUCCAUCCACAGCAGGCUGUGGAUCUCGCUCUGAGAGUUGCUGAUGAGAUGGACAUCAACAUUGGCCAUGAGGUCGGAUACACCAUCCCUUUGGAGAAUUGCUGCACCAGUGAAACUUUCCUAAGGUAUUGCACAGAUGAUAUGCUGUUGAGAGAAAUGAUGUCGGACCCCUUGCUUGAGCGCUAUGGUGUGGUGAUUGUAGACCAGGCCCACCAGAGGACUGUGGCCACCGAUGUGCUUCUGGGUCUUCUGAAGGAGAUCGCUCUGCAGAGGCCAGAGCUCCGUGUGGUCCUUCUGUCAGCUACUGAACCAAGCCCCAAGCUGCUGACCAUCUUCACAGCAUCAGCUCAACCAGGCAUCCAUCUGGAAGUCCCAGAAGCUGGGGAGGUGGUGUACAGCAGCACAGGUGACAACUACUUCUGUUCUGCUCUCUGUCUGGUGUUGGAGAUCCAUCGCUCAAAGGAGCAAGGGGAUGUGGUUGUUUUUCUGGCGACAAAGCAGGAAAUAGAUCUGGCACAGAACAUCCUGUGUCACAAGAAGAGUAGCUUACCACCUUAUCUGGGUGAGCUGCUGCCUAUAGCUGUGCAUCCUGGUCAGUCUGGGAGUUUACCAGUCUGUGGGGAGGAGGAGAUGGGCCAGACAAGAAGGGUGUUCCUCACACGCAGCCCAAACGAAGACUACUUCUGGGCCGUUAGCUCAAUUAAAUUUGUUAUUGAUGCCGGCUUGGAAAAAAGAUAUGUUUACAACCCCAGAAUCAGAACAAAUUCUGUGACCAUCCAGCCAAUCAGCUCAUGGCAAAGUGAGUGCCGCAGACAGCUGGCUGGUCCAACAGGCAAGUGUUUUCGCCUUUACCCAAAAGAGAGACAGCUUCCUGCAGAGAUUCGUCCCCAUAUAGUGGAGUCUGACAUCACCUCCACUGUGCUCUUCCUAAAAAGGAUGGAGAUAGCUGGGCUCGGUCACUGUGACUUCAUUGACAGGCCAGAUCCUGGAGGUCUGAUGCAGGCAUUGGAGGAGCUGGACUACCUAGCAGCUUUGGAUAACGACGGGAACCUGUCUGAGAUAGGCAUCAUCAUGUCUGAAUUACCGCUGGAGCCCCAGAUGGCCAAAACUGUGUUGGCCUCCUGUGAGUUUGACUGCGUCAGCGAGGUGGUCAUCAUUGCUGCCAUGCUAACAGCACCUUCUUGCUACAUGGUUCCUCCGGUGGAGCUGAAGCCAGAGGCGGCCCGAUGUCACAUGAAGUUUCAGCACCCAGAAGGAGACCACUUCACUCUCAUCAAUAUAUUCAAGGCUUUCAAACAAUGCCAACAGGAUGCUUAUUGUAAUGAGGAGAAGUGGUGUCAGGACUUCUUUUUUAACUAUGCAGCCCUGCUGACGGCUGAUGCUCUUCGAAAUGAGCUCACAGACACUCUCAAGAGAAUCGAGCUGCCCAUCUCAGCGCCUGCCUUUGGCUCCAGAGGCAACACAGUUAACAUCAAGAGAGCCCUGCUUGCAGGGUUCUUCAUGCAGGUUGCUCGGGAUGUAGAUGGAUCAGGAAACUACUUCAUUCUGACUCAUAAGCAUGUGGCACAGAUCUGUCCUCUCUCUGGAUACGGAGCCAAGAGCCCCAAGCUGGGCCUGCCAGAGUGGGUGCUCUUCCAUGAGCACACAUUCUCAGAGGACAACUGCCUCCGCACCAUUACCCACAUAACGCCAGAGGAGUUCAUUCAAAUGACACCACAGUACUUUUUCUACAACUUGCCGUCGAGUGAGAGCAAAGACAUCCUGCAGAGCAUUCUGAACCACGGAUCAUCUGAGAGCACUGAAAGCAAACGCUCAUCAUGCGAGGAACCCCAGGAAGGCCAGACGUCUGAUCGCUGCGUCGUACAGUGACUUACAGACCCGCUGUUGUCAGCCAUGUUUAACAUAAACCCACUGCCUAGCUUUUCUUAACACCAUCUGUAUAGCUGUGCUGUUGUCCCAUUAUUCCAGAUUACUACUUCUUGCAUUUGCUUCCCUCUGUGUGUGCCCCUCAUUCUUUUUUAAAUCAGUGUUCUAAUUUUAUUCUGAAUAGUAAUAUACACUGCACUAAUAUAA
Messenger RNA from Cyprinodon variegatus (sheepshead minnow), 2580 nucleotides. Its product is annotated as putative pre-mRNA-splicing factor ATP-dependent RNA helicase DHX32. The transcript is spliced from 11 exons. The record is from RefSeq and is a predicted model, not a curated record. Gene Ontology annotation, cellular component: spliceosomal complex; intracellular anatomical structure. The coding region runs from base 157 to 2376 and encodes 739 amino acids. Gene Ontology annotation, molecular function: RNA binding. Lineage: Eukaryota; Metazoa; Chordata; Actinopteri; Cyprinodontiformes; Cyprinodontidae.